Messenger RNA from Rhizophagus irregularis DAOM 181602=DAOM 197198, 912 nucleotides. The record is from RefSeq and is a predicted model, not a curated record. Lineage: Eukaryota; Fungi; Glomeromycota; Glomeromycetes; Glomerales; Glomeraceae.
AUUAUAAACUCCGCUUUCAAUGAGAAUUAGGUAGAUCUCAAUCAAGGAAAAGAAAUUAUUAUUAUCAUAACAUACAACCCUUAUAAAGAUAUCUUUUUUUUUAAAAAAAAAAAAAUAAAAAAUAAAAAAAAAAAUCAAAAUGAUUACAAUUGAUCGAAAAAAUAGUUGCUGUUUAUUCGUUCCGCUAAAAGCUGGUGUCAAUAUUAUAUUAUUUUUAGUUUUUGCUUUUGGACUUUUAAAAGUUACGAGUUAUGUUAGAUUUCUCAUAUCGUAUGAAUCAUCUAAAAACUCGAUAAACUUCGUUUAUAAUGUAUAUCCUAUAAUCGUUGUUUAUGGAUUAAUAGUAAUUGUAGCAGCAUUUGGGUUGUACGUUACGACUUGUGCGAAUACACCUAAUAUGUUAUCAAUAUAUUCCAAAGUAUUUUAUGGAAUUAUUGGUUUUUUCAUUUUAUAUAGUAUAAUGGAAAUUGUUGAAGCAAUAACCUUAUCUAUAGUAUGUACAGAACUUUCAUACUUAUGCGGCCAAAAUCAUUUGGAAAUUAUUAUUCCCGUAAACAUUGUUUUAAUCAUUUUGUCGGUAUGUACAGUAUUAAUAAUUGAAUUUUUUUCUCUUCUGACAAAUUUAAAUAAAAUAUAUGUAUUUUAUUAUAGUUGUAUUUUGCUACGGUAAUUUCAACCUACGUACGUAAAAGAAAAGACGAAUAUAUAAACCGACCCAUUUACGCCUUUUGAAAGAAAUUUUUUUUUUAUCGUAACAACUUCUUUACUAUAUCUUGUUUUGUAAAUACUGUAUAUUAUAUAUUCUUUCAUAUUUAUUUCAUUUGUUAAAAUAUAUGUAGAAUAUUAGUGAAAUAUCUAAAUUUAUUCAAUUACUGUACGUUUUAAAUUAUAUCUUUAAUAUUCAAAUAAAUG